Molecule: messenger RNA, 2299 nt
Organism: Podarcis raffonei (Aeolian wall lizard)
Lineage: Eukaryota; Metazoa; Chordata; Lepidosauria; Squamata; Lacertidae
Exons: 2
Coding region: 895-2169 (424 amino acids)
Biological process (GO): cell adhesion; bicellular tight junction assembly
Cellular component (GO): bicellular tight junction; plasma membrane
Molecular function (GO): structural molecule activity
Source: RefSeq, a predicted model, not a curated record
GGGGAAAGGGAUGAGGCUCCUUUAAAUGGAGAGAGAGAGGGAGAGAGAGAGAGAGAGAGAGAGAGAGAGAGGAGAGAAGCAGAACUGUCUCCAAAGAACCAAAAAUGUCACAUUUUCUCAUGGGCAUUUUUCUUUUUGCACAACAGGGGAGAGAAAGGAAACUUUGGCCAAUCUCAGAGCCAGAGAAUAUGGGGCAUCUGUGGCCCUCCAGGCUGUUAUAGACUGCAAUGGGGGGCAGUGUGGUUUAGUGGUUAGAGCACUGGACUGGGACUGGAGGUUUCGGAUCAUGCCCCACAGCCAGGCCAUGUUCCUCUGGCCUCAUGAGGAGCCUCUUUUGUGGGGCUAGCGAGUCGGGGCCUAGGCCACGUGGAAAGGGUCUAGCAGGGUGCGGCCUUCACGCCCCACAGCCAGGCAAAUUUAUUUCAUACCACACCAUACGGCAGCCAUUUUUUGCCAUCCACCAUGGCAGCCAUCUUCUGUUUUGCUAUGUUCUCAUUGGUAGCCAAUUGGUGGACUGGCCCAUGUAGCACUUUCCCAAAAUUGGUCUGGCUCCGUAUAAGGCAGCUUCCUCUGUUCUUAUCAUAUGAAAUACCCCACUAUUUAUAUUAAUAGGAGCGCAGGAUGUUCUGCAUUUAUAUCCGUGGGGGGGGGCGAAUGUCAUGAGCGAUAUGUCAAAUGUGUUUUUAUGCUUGGGGGGCUGCUGUGUCGCUUGUUCCUGAACCUUUUCUUCCUUCCAAAUGCCCUGAAGAUCCAUUGCACACCUUGACUUGCAUGAAACCUUCUCUCUCUUAUUUUCUCAGGGAACCAGAGUGGGAGAAGGAGGAAUGAAGGAAAACAGAAAUCCGGCCUGAGAACGGAGGUCCCUGUCAAGAGAAUGGCCAAGAUCUCCUCAGGAUGUCUUCCAAGGUCUCCCCUGCUCCCCUCCUCUCCAAACCCCCCCUGCGGGUGAAAGAAGGCUCCCUGGUGGUCAGGUGGCUGAGAUUAGUGUCCAGUCUCCAGUUGUGUGCAUUCCUGAUGGAUAUUUUGGCCUUGCCGAUGUGCAUUGCCUCAGCAGCCAUUGUCAACUGGCGAGUGUGGCGUGUGGAAAACGUCAAGGGGAUUGGCUCUGGAAACAUCUGGGUUGGAAUCUGGCAGGUCUGUUUUUUGAAAGACCCUUCUAACGACGGAAACUAUUAUUACCAUUGUGAAGAGCUCCAUGAACAACAUCCGAACCUCCCGAGGGAAAUUUUUAUUGCUCAGGACUUAAUGGCCUUAGCUGCCAUUAUGAAUUCAGCGGCCCUUGGAUUGCAGUCAUUUGCCCUCUGCAAUGUGUUCGAGCCCAAAAAACAUAAGGAUUUUCUCUUAACCUUUUUUGGGCUUGGAGCUCUGCUGAACUUACCAGCAGGGAUACUCGUCCUGGUUUCCGUGAUAUGGAACAUGUCUGCUGUCUUACAAAAUGGGGAAAUUGACUUCCCUGAAACUUUUGAAUUGCCUCAAAUUCCCAGCGAGCAGCAUAUUGGACCUUCUAUUUAUCUAGGCUAUAUCGCUGCAGGUUUCCAGCUGCUGAGUGCAGCAUUUGUUGGGAUGGAGAGAUGUUGCAUCAGGACCACCGCAACAGAUACAUCUCAAAUAGAAACUGUAGUGGUGAUUACCCCAGGAAGUGCGGUGAAAAGCGAGAGUCUAACUACUUGUUCAAAGUGUGGUUCUCUGCUGGACCUGGCAAUUCAAGAGAAAUCCUCCGCAGUGGAGAUGGAGGAAACCCAUGCGGAAGAUCUUGUCAAAUCCUGCGCAGUUGAGAUGGAGGAAGGCUGUGCAAGUGAUCUUGUCAUUCCAGAGGAAUCCUGCACAGUUGAGAUGGAGGAAAGCUGUGCAAGUGAUCUUAUCAUUCCAGAGGAAUCCUGCACAAUUGAGAUGGAGGAAAGCUGUGCAAGUGAUCUUGUCAUUCGAGAGGAAUCCUGCACAGUUGAGAUGGAGGAAAGCUGUGCAAGUGAUCUUGUCAUUCGAGAGGAAUCCUGCACAAUUGAGAUGGAGGAAAGCUGUGCAAGUGAUCUUGUCAUUCCAGAGGAAUCCUGCGCAGUGGAGAUGGAGGAAAGCCAUACACCCAAAGCUUACCUGAAGGACAUCAAAGGCCACCUGAUGUCCCCAAACAUACGAUUUAUACAUGUGAUUCCCUACAACAGGGAGUCGUAAACUAUCAGAUGCAGAUCCACGCAGAUCGCUCCAUACAUGCAUAGAUCUGCGUGGAUCAGGACUUCAGGGAUUUUGGGACUUCAGGUGGGCUUUGAUGUCCUUCAGAUGAGGAGGCCUCUUUUUAUGAUUU